This is a messenger RNA of Cydia splendana, 3776 nucleotides long. It is a transcript of the gene Tti1, whose product is annotated as TELO2-interacting protein 1 homolog. Bases 10 to 3279 code for a protein of 1089 amino acids. The record is from RefSeq and is a predicted model, not a curated record. Lineage: Eukaryota; Metazoa; Arthropoda; Insecta; Lepidoptera; Tortricidae. Gene Ontology annotation, biological process: chromatin remodeling. The transcript is spliced from 19 exons. Gene Ontology annotation, cellular component: cytoplasm.
AUCAACACAAUGAACGUGGAUUUAAAGCAGACGUUUGCGCGCAUCAAGCCAGUGUGCGAUGUUGUGAUGAUGUGCCCCAGCGCGGACUCCAUCGCGCAGUUCACCGGCCGCGUCGGCGAGCUGAAGAGGGAGGCCGUGCAGGAGCUGCAGCAGUAUCUCUUGUUCCCAUUCAUAACCCAUAUAAAGUCUACUGAAAUUGAGAAAAAAUAUGAGCUCCAGUGGAGGAUAAUAGAUGCCAUCCAAGUGGUGCUGGAAAAAGUAACCGUGAUCAGCUUCGAGAUGUGCAUUAAGAUAGAAACAGGGCUGCUCAGCCUGGUGUUCGACAACUCCAAGCCUGGCAUGAUUGCGGAUGUACCAGAAGAGCUAAAGCACUCUGUUAUGAAGUGCCUCACGGUGCUAAUGCUGCACAUCGACGACCGCGUCCGCAAGAAGAUGCUUCGCACGCAGGUGCCACUUAUCGCGCAGGCUGUCUUCGUGUCCGUCCAUCUUGCCAAGCUGGAGAGGCUCAGGGCACUGAGACUGGCAGCCAUCGACUCGGUAACAGCGCACACCGCCUGCCACCGCCAGCUGACGGACGCGUACCACAUAAAGGACAUACCGCUGGAGGCGCUGGUGGUGGACAUGCUGGCCAGCAUCCUGCCCGGGGUGCUGGCCGCGCUGCAGGACGUGGCUACCUGCUCCGACAACCCCGGACACGCGGUGCAAGUGGCAGCAAUUGACGCGAUACACCGCAUACUGUGUCUCACGAUGAAUGACAAGUACUUGCUCAAGCACUCGACCAUAACGGCCGAGGACUUCGCUAAGAUGGUCAUAGACAAGCGAAAACCUAACAAAGAAGUAAGCAGUAAGGAAAAGAAUCCCAAGGAGAUAUCCAAACGUUCCGCGGAGUGGUUCGCGAUGGCGGGCGAGAAGCUGGUGCUGAUCAGCAAGAGUCUGUCGGAGCUGGUCACGGACGAUCACCCUAAAGUGCGUCGCGAGCUCGGCGUGUACUGCGCCAGGCUGCUUACAGAGUGCCACCAAACAAUGCAGCCAUCCGUUUCCAUCGCACUGGACCUGUUACUGGCGCUCUCCGGCGACUCGCACCCCGAGGUGUCCGAGUACUGCUCGAGCGCGGUGCGCGCGCACUGCGGCCGCCACGUGGCCGACAGCCUGCGGGACAACUUCACGAGCACCGUCGCCGGCCUGCCGCGGGUGCUGAACAACGUCGAUUCCGCCCGCAAACUAACAGCGCUCAACAUGUUACACGGCUACAUCGAGGUGAUGAUGGACUCAGCACAACCACAGACGCUGACCGCGGCUCUCAGUACCGAGCACUCGCUUCAGAGCUUCGUGUCCGCGCUGCUGGAAGCGGCCGCGCUGCACACCGACCUCGUGCUGCUCGCGCGGCACACCAGAGACGGGCCCACAACAGCGCCGACAUCAUCGCCGUGGCUGAAGCUGCGGCACCUGGACGGCGCAGCGGUCGCUCGGCUGUGGAGCAUAGCGCGGCUGCUGGGCGGCGCCGAGUGCGCCUCGCUGCUGCUCGACCGUCUCUCGCCGCACUCGGCCGAGAGCGCCGCGCUGGCCAACAUCCUCGCGUCAGCUCCUAACGCCCCAGCGGAGUUGGCGCAGCGCGUGCUCAGUGCGUACACGGACGAAAGUGUGUGGUACCUGCCACUCGAAGUGGGCAGUGAAGAGGCGCCCACUACAGAAGAGACUCUCGACCCCUCCGUGUACGACCCUCACGCGUGGACCAAGGACAGCGUGCCAGGCCUAUACGAAGGCGCGACUGAAACGCGCUACACGGGCAUCAGCUACGCCGCGCCGCGCAGCCCGCGCCGCGCCGCCGGCACCUGCGCCACGCUCGGCGAGGCGCAGCGCAACAUGGCGCUCACCUGCAUCCUCACUGAGGGCGUCGGCCUCAUGGCGAGGAGGCUCGUGGCCGACUUCCAGCCCUAUCUGCUGAAGACGCUCUGCCUGAUACUGGAGAGAGUUGGUAGUACGUACGAGAUGCUGCACCUAGCCGGCGUGAAGGCCAUAAGCGACAUCGCGGCGGCGUGCGGCCACGACUCCGUGCCCGACCUCAUCCGCUGCAACGCCGACUACUUUACGCAUCAGAUCUCUGUCCGGCUAAAAAAGGCUUGGAACACCGAGUCAGCACUUCAAAUCCUGUCCGUGGUUAUGCAGUACAGUGACGCGAGUAUACUGGACUGCCUUUAUGGAAUAGUGGAAGACGUUCUAGUCCAAAGUUUGGAUAAAUAUCACGAAAACAACUUACAAGCGUACCUUCAAGUCUUCCUGACAUUCAUUACCUGUAUCCGAAAAUGGUUUCCUACGGAGGAUGAAACAAAGACGGCAGAAAAAAAUAAAAGUGAAAAGGACCAAGAAAUUGACGUGUUGAAGGACCUGAUGGAAUAUCUGGCGCAUACUGAGGAGAUGGACAAGCUGAUGAAUAACGAGGAGGCGGAGACGACACAAACCGCAGAAGAGAUGUAUAAAGAAGAUCAGAAAAUGAGGGAGGAAGGAAUUCUGGACUAUGAUGAUAAAGUUACUGAGGAAACCCCUCCCCUGCCGCGCCAUAUCGUCGUGACGCGAACUAUUCUGAAGCGGUGCCUCAACUUCCUUACGUCGAAGAAUAAACAGGUGGCCAUCCUAGCGCUGCAGGUCCUAAACGAGGGUUUCCCGAUCCUGGUCCAGUACCCGGACGAGCUGCUGCCCCUGGCGCACGUGUGCUGGGCGCCGCUGGCCGCGCGCUGCGCCGCGGACGACGCCGUGGUGUUGCGCCGCGCUCUGGAACUUCUGGUUACCAUGGCGGCGCUGGCUAAGGACUUCCUCAGACAACGGGCGGCUACGGACGUGUUACCUCACGUAUAUGUGUUUCUGCACAAGUCGGCGCACGAGAGCCACCUGAAAGACGCGGGCGCCGCUUACCGCAGCUCUGCCGCAUUCCGGCUACAGGCGAGCGCGCUCAACGCACUCCGUACCCUGGCGUCAGACCUGGCGCUGGAGGGCGAGCGCCUGGAGGACGCCAUGGCGUGUGUCGACGACUACCUCAGCAGCAAGCAGCCCAGACCUCUGCAGGAGCUUGCUGUGAAAUUCUUCAAAGCAAUGCUGGAGUACGACUACGGCGCGACCUGGUACCACUUGCGCGCGCUCGCCGACAACGAGUGCGUACUGCACCCGCCCGACUCCAAGGCCGUAGACCUGGUGCCCGUCAUCGGCACCCCCUACACCCCCACCAACAAGGAUUUCGAGCGUAAUCUGGCGCUAGUGUUCGCGGGGCAACACCGCCACGGCUAGCACAUGCCGUGUCUGCGGAAAUGCAGACGCGGGAAACGAAAACUUGCACGGUAAACUGAUUGGACUGAUGUAAUGUAAUGGCGUGUUUUUACUUGGUGGAAUCUAGCCGUUAACGUUAAUGAUAACUGUAUAAGUAGGUAUGUAUAGUCAUUGAUCCACUGUGACAUCAUAAAAGUGUAUCGUUGAAAUUCGGCUAUCGGAGCUAAUACGUACGGAUUCGAAUAAUACAUUAUUUUGAUACGUGGUGUUUCAAAAUUGUAAUAUGAUCUUCCGCCUACUAUGUAUGAUUAGUAAAAUUUUCGGAAAAAAGACGACGUUAGUCCUUUAAGGCUAGUAGGCAUAGGUAAGUACAGCCAGCAAAAUAUACGUAUUGGAUGUAUGUUCCAAUGUGAUGAAUUAUGGACAAAAAAUGGUGUAACCAUUUUGUAGAUUAAUUGCCAUUAUAAAUGUUCCCUUAUGUUGUUUAGGAUCUCUGUAGUAGAUAGUUAUUUAGUCUG